Messenger RNA from Quercus lobata, 3044 nucleotides. RefSeq names its product G-type lectin S-receptor-like serine/threonine-protein kinase SD2-5. Gene Ontology annotation, molecular function: protein serine/threonine kinase activity; ATP binding. The record is from RefSeq and is a predicted model, not a curated record. The transcript has a single exon. The coding region runs from base 76 to 2661 and encodes 861 amino acids. Gene Ontology annotation, biological process: protein phosphorylation. NCBI's taxonomy places the organism in Eukaryota, Viridiplantae, Streptophyta, Magnoliopsida, Fagales, Fagaceae.
CUUGUCAUUCUAUCCGGUUUUCCUUGCCCUCUUUGCCUUUCUUUCUUCUAGCACUGUAUACCUGUUACAGACAGUAUGGGUAUAAGCAGCAGCUGGGCUUGCUGUGCUUUUCUUCUUUACCUGCUUGCUCUUUUCUUAUCACCUUUUCGCACCAUAGGGACGGCAUUACCUCGCGGUUUUCUGAGUCCAAAUUCUUCAUGGAACACCAAUUUUUCUGCUCCCAAUAAUACUGUGGUGUUCAGAACAGUAUUCAGUGAUGGAUCAAUUGCGAGAAGCAUACUUGUCAGUGAAAAUGUAACAGUAUUUGAGGACGAUAUUGAAUAUGCUUGUGGUUGUGGCUUCUUCUGUAAUCCACCGUGCAACAGUUUUCUCUUUGCCACUUUCGUUCUUUAUUAUUACAAAGGCGACAGCGGGACGUCGGUUGCCACAGAUUGGGGUCCACAUGUAGUAUGGUCUGCAAACCCAAAUAAUCCGGUCAGCGCUAAGGCGACUUUGCAGUUCACGUCCAAAAGUGGUUUGGUGUUACUAAAUGCUGGUGGAACUGAAGUGUGGUCCGCAAACAUCACCAACAAAUAUGUGGCUAGCCUAAAGUUAACUCCCACAUGCAACCUCGUGUUCAGGGAUAAAAAUAAUAAAACAAUUUGGCAGUCUCAUGAACACCCAACGGACACGCUGUUUCGUGAGCAAAAGUUGCUGGUAGGGAAGAGCCUCACUAGUAAAGAAGGAUUGUUUUCGCUCAACCUCACAAGUGAAGGGAUUUUUGCUUAUAUCAAUUUUAAUCCUCCUCAACUCUAUUUUUCUUACAAUAUAUCAGGUUCUGAUAUCAAUAUCUCAGGUAUUGAGUUUCGAAAUGGAAGCAUAGCUUUGUUAGAUCCAAAAACGGGUUCGCAAGAAUUAGAAUUACCUGGUCGUUCAGCAAGAUUUGCGCGGUACGCAAGAUUUGAGAAUGACGGACACUUGAGAGUCUAUACUUUCAGUCCGAACGCCAGGGAUGACAUUCUUCUGGCAACACAACUUUAUAGCUGUGACUUCCCUUUAGCUUGCGGCAACUAUGGUGUUUGUGAAAACAAAGGCGAGAGCUGUAAACAGUGCACUUGUCUUACAGACAAAAAUAAAAAUGGAACAAGAUAUUUUAAGGCAAUCAAUGAAACGGAGCCUGACCAAGGAUGCACCCUGGUUACUAACUUGUCCUGUGAAGGUGAAGCUUUGGAUCGUCAUAGUUUCUUGGAGGUGGAGAACAUCGCAAACUUCCGCUUUAGCGCACAAGAUCCACCUGAUAUAAAACCAGACCAUCGAAGUAUACCUUUAGAGAAAUGUAAAGAGGAAUGCCGAAAAAGAAAUUGUUCAUGCAAAGCUGCUAUUUAUUAUUAUAAAUUAGGAUCAUCAACCGGGGAUUGCUAUUUGGAAUCCCAAAACUUUUCAAUGAUGAUGCGCAUUCCAGAACUCCAGUAUCCUAGCAUGCGCUUUAAAACAUGCAUUAAGGUGCAGGAUGUUAAGGAGCAAAGUGUUCAACGGCAAAAACAUGGGCUUGAAAUAAUUGUGGGAUCUAGCAUCACAUUUGGUCUGUUUCUUUUGAUUGGAAGCUUUGUUUUCCUAUUAUGGAAGAAGAGAAGUGCUGAUGAAGGUGAGGAGUAUUAUUUGGAUCAUUUACCAGGAAUGCCCACAAGAUAUUCUUACGAUGAUUUGCAAGCCAUUACAGAAAAUUUCAAUAAGAAGCUUGGUGCUGGUGGAUUUGGCACGGUUUUUGAAGGAACUCUAAUUGAUGGUACUAAAGUUGCCGUGAAGCGUUUAGAUGGUUUAAAUCAAAUCAAGAGAUCAUUUUUAGCUGAGAUUGAGACAAUUGGCAGCAUUCAUCAUUUUAACUUAGUGAGAUUGAUUGGAUUUUGUGCUGAAAAAUCUCAUUGGCUUCUUGUUUAUGAGUACAUGUCUAAUGGGUCUUUAGAUAGAUGGGUGUUUGACAAAAAUCUUGGGAUUUUGCUUGAUUGGCAGUGUAGAAUGAAGAUUGUUCUUGACAUAGCAAGGGGGCUAACUUAUUUACAUGAGGAAUGCUGGCAGAAGAUAGUCCACUUGGAUAUUAAACCCCAAAACAUUCUUUUAGAUGAGAAUUUUAAUGCAAAAGUCUCUGAUUUUGGGUUAUCUAAACUAGUUGACCGUGACCAAAGUCAAGUUGUGACAAUCAUGAGAGGGACUCCAGGCUAUAUGGCUCCAGAAUGGUUAAGUUCAAUAAUUACUGAAAAAGUAGAUGUUUAUAGCUUUGGAGUGGUGCUCCUAGAGAUAUUAUGUGGAAGAAGAAAUAUUGAUCGAUCUCAACCAGAGGAAGCAAUGCAUCUACUUAAUUUAUUCAAGAAAAAAAUUGAGGAGGAUCAAUUGUUGGAUUUGGUUGAUAAGUACAGUGAAGAUAUGCAAUUACAUGGAGCAAAAGUUGUGAAUACAAUGAGGGUUGCAGCAUGGUGUUUGCAAAUUGAUUUCAUGAAAAGGCCUUCUAUGUCCACCGUGAUUAAGGUUUUGGAGGAUGUUGCAAAUGUUGAAUAUGACCUAGGUUAUUUCUUCUCGAAUCCGCUUUUACCAAGCACGAGUGCUGGAGCUGAUAACCAGCGAUUGCAUGUAGGUGAUAGUGAUACUACUCAACUAUUGCCUUCAAUUCUCUCAGGACCACGGUGACUUUUCACUAUACCAUCUUCGUUGCUUGACUAUUGAGGUAAUUUUCUUUGUUUUAAUAAAACUUCCAUCCCAAUGACUAUUAUUAAUUAGCAGUUUGAAAUUUGAUGGGAGGUUUCAAUUGGAGUCAUUCAUGUUGUCAUUUAUUGGCAAUACCAUGGCUUCUCUAUUAGUAAUACUAGCGUUAUUGUGCAGGAUCAUUUUAUGUAUUAAUGAACUUUACAUUCAACAUAAACUUAGUUCUCAUAUUUUCACUGCAGGCAUUCAAACCUAAAUAAUGUAGUAAAUUUAAACAUAUAGUAUCCAGUUUUUUAACAUUAGUCUCUUCAAACCACUUCAUGUUUGUACUUCUCUUCUCUAAGAGGCCACUUGCAGGAAUAUAUAAA